GAUUAUGUCGCUUUGCUAUGUUUUUGAGGGGAGAAAAUUGUUUGCAUCCAUGAGCUAGCUAACUUUUUUUAUGACCAAGCGCUGUAAGUGUGCGAGACAACUUUACCAGCAUCAUAGCAUACGUAUAGAUGAAUCAUGACAUAUGAAAUACGAGUGAUAGUGUAAUCAAUGUGUAGUAACUACGUGAAAAUGUAUGAACGCGUUACAUUAGUAUGUGACGUACGUUCAUAUUAAGGUCCUGAUUGGUCAACACAUUUAUUUGACAAGUCAAAUAGUGUUAAAUAGUAUAUUUUUUGACACGGAAAGGCCCAAACGGCAUACCAUAUAAAUCGUGGUUGAGAAUGAAACGGAACAAAUUAACAAGGAAACGGCACGGCCAACAGGAACUUGAUCCAGACAGAGACUAGAGGGAAACAAGCCAGAACUCCAGUGGUUCCAUCCAGAGUUAGACCCACUGCAAAGGAACCAAAUGUUAUGGCCAGAAACGGCAGUCGCAAGAGGACACAGGCAGAGCACAUAAAGGGCUCAACAGAAAUGGACAUUUCACCGAUUAAGGCCUCUGAUCCCCGAGAAGAUGAGACCGACUUCAAGCAGGACAAAUUUGGGGGUCUUGGUGGAAUGUUUCAGAAAUUACAAAAAGAGCCAACCCCUACCUUUACAAGCUACAUGACAGAUAAUGAGACGCCUGAAGAGCCCACCCCAGAAAAGGAGCAGUCCUCUGAGAACACCAUGAAGAGGCCGAGUCAGGCCAAACAAGACAAAGGAGGACUGAUGGGAGGAAUGUUCCAGAAAGCAACUAAAGACAAACUCUCUUCUCCUUCACUGACGGACAAUCUCUCAGUUCACAGUGAGCUUUUAGCCAGCAACAACAGUCUCUCUGACAACAACAACAUCAAGGAGAAGGGAGGCAUCUUCAGUGGAAUGUUCAAGAAGUCUACCAAACCUGUGGAAGAACCACCUCAAACAGAAGAGGACCAGCAGUCACUACACAGUGAGCUCUCAGCCAGCAAUGACAGUCUCUCUGACAACAACAACCCUAAGGCAAAAGGAGGACUUUUCAGUGGAAUCCUCAAAAAAUCCCCCAAAGCUCCUCGAGAGGGCACACUUGCAGAGGCAUUACACGGUGAACAUUCAGGCAGCAAUGACAGUCUUUCUAAAAACAACAGUAAAGAGAAAGGAGGCAUAUUCAGUGGAAUGUUCAUAAAAUCCCACAAGCCUGCUGCUGAUGCUUCUCAACCUGAGGGAAAAAAGGGGCUAUUCAGUGGAAUCCUUAAAAAGACCCCCAAAUCAUCUGGAGAUGAAACACCUGCGCAGGACAAUCUUGCAACAUGCAGUGAGCUCUCAGUCAGCAACAACAGCCUUUCUGAUACCAACAACACCACGGAGAAAGGAAGUUUUUUCAGUGGAAUGUUCAAGAAAUCUCCUAUUCCUGCCGAUGAAGGCUCUCAACAAGAAGAGGAGAGAGGUACAUUCAGUGGAAUGUUCCAAAAAUCACCUAAACCUGCCGAUGAAGGCUGUCAACCAGAAGAGGACAAGCGGUCAUUACACAGUGAGCUCUCAGCCAGUAAUGACAGUCUCUCUGACAACAGCAACCCUAAGGUGAGACUGAACUGCACCUCAGCCACGCUCAAGGGUAAAGGUAUAUUCAGUGGAAUGUUCCAAAAGGCUCCUAAAACAGCUGAAGCCUCGCAACCAGAAGAGGAUUCAGAUUUGGGAACAGACUGUAAUGACAACCUCUCAGAAAGCAAGGAAAAAACAGGGAUUUUGGGACUCACUGGGAUUUUCAAAAGGUCUCCAAGACCAUCGCCAAAGCCAUCCCCACGCUUCACUGUUGAUAAGGACCCUCUCACUGAGUACAAGGAACUCUCCGCCAGCAAUGACAGCCUCUCAGACUUCACCACAAUAAAGGAAAAUCUCUCUGCACAAAGAGAACUCUCAGCCAGCAAUGGUAGUUUUUCCGACACUACAACCACCAGCAAAGAGAAAAAAGGAGGGUUUGCAGGAAUCUUCAGGAGAACUCCAAAACCUUUCGAGCAACAGGACAGUAUGGACACAGAACCACCUGUGAGAGGUAGUCAGCUGAAGCGCCGGAGGACAAUCAAGAAGAAGAGACGGGUUGUGUCAUUCCAAGUGAAAAGAACUCUCCCGAGGAUUCCAAAACGUACUGCUGCUCAGGACUCUGAUAAGGAGCCUAUCAUUGAGGAGGCUGUGGAGCUGCAAGGGCUGGCCCCACUGCAGGAGAGCACAGUGGAGAUCCAGCCUGUGGAGAUGGCAGCAUACCCCACUGAUGGAGUCAACCUUUUGGAGUCUGAAGAGGAGAGCGACGGCCUGCUGGACUGGUGGAGAUCAGUCGAAGGUUGGGAGCAAUGGAAUGAAACAUCCCAUUUCCAAGAGGAUGAAGCAGAUAUGGCGGUGGAGCAGGUGGCUGACCGUGUGUUCAUGGCGGCUCGGCUGUUUGUGCGUCUCUUCAACCAGCGGGGAGCGUCACUGCAGGGCCGUAUCCUGGAGCUGCUGGCCCAGGCCGACGCUGCCGACCAGUUCCACAAGAGGACGGUGACGGCCGCUGUAGGGGGUGGCGUGGCCAGCGUGUGUGGCAGUGUGGCCACCAUCACCGGCCUCAUCCUUGCCCCCUUCACCUUCGGAGCCUCCAUCAUCGUCACCGCUGUAGGUAUCUCCGUGGCGACCGCUGGAAGCAUCGCCUCGGCAACGGCCAACAUCACUGAUACAGUGCACUCCAACAUGGACUGUAAGAAAGUGGAGAAGAUGAUUCAGGGCUACCAGGAGGAGAUCAAGGACAUCAGGGAGUGUAUGGAGUUUGUACAGGAAGGUAUGGAAGCUCUGCAGGAGGGGAACUUUGAAAAGUACACUGAGAAUGCAACCAAGAAGGCUCUGAACCACAACAUUAAGCACGUGAUGAAGGAGGGGGGGCGGGCCGGAAAGAAACUGAUGAUCAACACAGACAAGCUCAUCAGCACCGUGCAGGUUCUAGGCGUGGCAGGGGGGGCCGCCAAAGCAGUUAAGGCCAUCAGCGUUACCACGGGCGUCAUGUCCGCUCUCUUCCUCGCACUUGACGUCUUCUUCCUCGCCAAGGAUUCCCAUGAGCUGCGCAAGGGCGCCAAGACAAAGUUCGCCUCCGAGAUCCGAGAGAUGUGCAAGGACCUGCAGAAUGGGCUACUGGAGCUGAACAAGGUGAAAACCCAGCUGCAGAAAACCAUGGAUGGGAUCGAGCUGGAAGAGUACGAGGAGGAGGAGGAAGUGGAGGUGGAAGUGGAUGAUGACCUGGAGUCAGACCCAGUUAAACUCGCUCAGCUGGAGCAAGAGCUGGACCAGUUAGAGGAGAAGUUGGACAACAAGGUCCAGGAGGAACAGAAAUGGAAUAAAAGCAAGGAGGAGGCAGCUAAGAGUGAGGAAAGGGAAAUGAAGGAGGAGAAGAAUAGUAAAAAGAAGGAUAGUAAUAAAGAGGAGGGAAAGAAGGCGAGACCUAAAAGUAAAACAAUUGAGUUGGGUGAGACUGAGAAAGUGGAGAUGGAGAAAGAGCGGAUGACUGAGAGGGGAGACACUAGUGGUAGUGUGAAAGGUGAUACUAGCAGCGUUCAGAAUAAAAAAGGGACAGAGAAAGGGAAAAAGAAAGAUAAAGGAAUGGAGAGUAGAAACACCAAUGAAAAGGGAAAUGUUGAGGGCAAAAAAGAGAAAAGAAAUGACAGAGGCUGUACGAAUGAGGAGGGUGAAGAAAAGGCAAGAGAGACUGAAAAACAAAGAGGUAGAGGCAAUAAAAAUGAGCUGGCUGAUACAAAGAAAGGGAUUUCAAAUGAAAAUGUAGAGUCUGAAAGGGGGAAGAGUGAAAGAUUGAAGGAACAAAAAGUAGCUGGAUGGGAGACUAAGAUGAGGGUGAGGGAAACUUCAGAAAGAGGAAAUGCAAGCAGACAUAGCAGCAAGACUGACAAUGAGCAAAUCCCGAAGAGGAGUCCGAGGGAGAGAGGCAGUAGAGAUGAAAUCCCAGCGAUUGCUCCAGGGAGAAGACGCAGUAAAGAUCUGAAGUGUGGGAGCAUAACUGAAAUGGGUGAGAUGGAGAGAACGAGUAAGACUGAAAGGGGUGGGGUAGAGAGGGGGAUUAGGAACUGGAGAGCAGAGAUGGAUAGGGGAAGUCAAGAUAAGCACAGUGUUGACUUAAAGGGAGACUCGGAGAGGGGGAAGACAAAAGAGGAAUCUGAGGUGAAAAGAACGAGUGGGGUUGAGAGAGGGACAGCUAAAGGGACCUCUGAGGAGGAAGGAGUGAUGGAGAGAAUGUCCAGGAGGGAGAACAAAGACAGGGAGUUGGGGUGUAAGAGGGAAAGAGCUGAGGAAAAGCGUGGGAGUAAGAUUGAGAAAAUGCAAAGAAAAUUUGAACGUGGUAGGGAGGGAAAGGAAGAUGAGGAGGUUCAUCAGAGUGAAAGGGACAGGAAGGAGGGUGAUGUUGAAAGGAAAAGGAGAGAUGGUGAUGCUGAGAAGAAGCCUCUCCGCCAAGGCGCUCAUCCACGCUCCAAAGCCAUCUGCCAAUUUUACAUCUGAUGCAUUAUUUAACUGAGUACUUAAAGAAGUAUUUUAAAAGGGAUUAACCUAGUGUUUGGUUUUAUAUUAUUUACUUGGGGACAAAUUGAGACAAAGACAGUCAUUGUGUUUUAAAUAUUUGAUAGAGCAAUGGAACUCAAAUGUGCAUUUUUAUACACGUUUUUCAUGACAAAGAGAUUUUUUUUAACUGUAAAGAUUGUUGUAUGAAAAUUAAUUUCUCGUGGACAGACAUACAUCAACAAUUGUCUGGAAGGAAUGGGAUGUAUGGAAUAACAAGCAGCAGAAGUCGCUUUGGAUAAAAGCGUCUGCUAAAUGGCAUAUAUAUAUAUAAGUUCCGUUUUUUUUUUGUCACUGGUUAUUUGGAGAAGUCACAAUUUCGCAGGUGUUAGCAUGUUUAGAGUUUCGGAAGUGAAGUGGACAUAUAACAGCCAUAACUUUCAAAUAUGGUGGAACUCCUUGUUCCGCUCCUCAUUCUAGCAUCUCUUCCACCUCUUCACUUAACAUGUGUGGACCUAGAAUUUAAUCGAGCACCUGACCAAAUGCUGGGGACUUUAGUUCUCGGUUAACCAACAUUAUAUGAACAAAUCGCUGUCCAAAAGCUGGUAGCAAUUCAUACAGAUGUCAAUUAACUCCAUAGGAAGAGUCGCACUGACUCAAAGCACUUUAUAGAGCAAUGGCUGCUGCUCAUUGGGCCGAUUCUGACCCGAAUUAAGCGCACAUAAAUGGAACGUAAUUACUUUUUUUUAUGCACUAUUCUCUCUAUGCGUAUUCUGACCUAAACUUAAGCAAGAGAAAAGCAUGGUAUUCACCCGCUAUUUGUUCGGGGUGGAGAUCUAAUAAAAUGGAGGUGUGGCAGAGGUGUGUUUAUAGAUCCUCCAUAUUCUGAUUUUGCCUUAAUUCCCUCAUAAUUCCACCACCUUUAUGCAAAGGAAAUCAUGAAUAAGGUUAGAACGAACCUGCCGGUUUCAAGUGGGAAAAGCAUCUACUUUAUUUUAUAUAUAUAUGGAGAAUGCUGUUAUUUAUUUAUAUAUAUAUAUAUAUAUAUAUAUAUAUAUAUAUAUAUAUAUAUAUAUAUAUAUAUAUAUAUAUAUAUAUAACAGCAUUCUCCAUGCACUGUAAUACAUACAUUGAUGAGAGCUAUAUAAGUGAGUAACCCGUUUGGAGAAAGGGAUUGCAAAUACACAUAGCAAUUGUUUUAGAUCAUUCAUCGUUAUGAUCCCUGGAGAAGAACGUGAAACCAGUCAUAUGGAAGAAAACUGAAAAUCAUAUCAACAUGACAUGUAUUGCGGCACCUUUUCCAACGUGAAGUAGGCUCUAAAGAGCUGUACCGUUAUUCUGAAUUUUAAUUGUGCGCCCUCAUAAUUUGCGUAGAUGAAAUUUGGAGAUCUAAGCUAUAGGCUUCUGUAGAGCUGAACCUGACGAUUUGAGGCAUGCGCUUUCAAAAUGUUUUACUGGUAUGCCCGGGCAUUUCUACGUUUUAUUUUACAAUUUGUAUCAUGUUAAAUAUGAUCCACUAUUGGGAACAACCACCAGUAAUACCCACAUACAACUGUCACUUUAAUGUUCGUUUUCUUCAAUUUGUAGCUUACAUUUUGCAUCAUUCCAUUCCGUUUACGUGUCUUUCCUCUGUCACGUCUGUGGAGUUGUUCCCGAGGGUCGCUAGCGUUAGUGGUUCAUAUUAGGCUAAUGUUGUGCAAUAAUUUGGGACAUGUAGCCUAUUUGAAUCAUUAUGGAACUCAGACCACACGUAGCAGGUUAAACCUGGAGCCUGGCACACGGUUCACGACGACUGGACCAGUCACACAGUUCCAUGAUGAGUGAGGAAUAGGAUAGAUAUAAUUAUUGUUCAUUCCUAAUUGUGCACUUUUCCCCACCUUACAAUAUUUAUUGGAUUGAAUAUGACAACUUUCAGGGUGUAUUUUUUUUAUUCAUAAAUGCAUUCUGUGCGUAAAUGUUCUCCAAACCUAUUUUUUAAAAUGAUUCAUACAUACUUUAACACAAAAAUGUGUUUAAAUAAUCCGAGUAUUUUUAAAUCUACCAGUUGGUGCUGAAACUGAGACUAAUAUGCAUAUAUUUAGAUGGCUUUCUUUUAUUGAUCUCUAUAUUCUGAACCCAUUCUCAAUGUAUUCUAGUCAGUCUGUUGACAGAAUUUGAAUUUUAAAAAAGGUACACAGUAUUUAAAAAGGGAUGGCUUAAAAUGAACGUAGGUUACUGAAAAUCCUGUUGAAAGAAAACUGACCAGGAAGUGAGAGGGAUUUCAGCAGUUGAAUUAUUAUUUGGACAAGUCACAAUUUCGCAGGUGUUAGCAUGUGAGUGAGCGAGAGAGAGGAGAGAGAGUGGAAGAAUGAAUCUGGUGAAAAUGUAGCCUAACAUGGAAUGUGAUUAUCACAAUACUGUGUGCAUGGCAACACAUGAUGUCAUGACACAUUAUUAUGAGGUAUAGUUAAGUUAUCAGUUGUGUGUCUGUCUCUGUGUUAUAUCUUUAUAGUGGCAGACACUUGAGCUAAUUCCAGACCAGCUGAUCAGCCUUCAAGGGGAACCCAUCUUUAGCUUUUGUCAGGUCACACACAAGUUUACAUACGUGUUGUAUAUUUGUGUUCACCAGCCCAAUCUAGUGACCACUAUCCUCUGGACUCAGCCAGCCUAAACGGAGAGGUAUACACAUCACUGGGACAUUGUUGAUUCUAGGGCUGUCCUGGACUAAUCUUGGUCGACCGAAAAGUCUGUUCUUUUGACCAAAUGUUUGUACAAUCAACUAUAUGCAUUGAGCUUGUCUGAUGCUUUAAAGUUACGGUUUGAUGAAAUAAGACACAAAUGACUCAAGAGGGAGACAGAGAUCAAGAUAACCAGAAGAAGAAAAACGUAACCUUAUGCAACCAUUCUCCUCCCGCUCCUGCUGGCUUUCGCAGAUAAUGCCAUUACUCUCCUGAAGUUGUCGGUAAUAGGCUACAAGAAGAGUCUGAAACUUUUCUCAUGUGGAAUUCAAAUUUAUCUUAACAUUUCUACCAAUCUGUGUGCCAGUUGUGGUUUUCAUAUGCACAUUUUCAUGAAAUAGUUUAAUUUCAUUUAUAACAGCCUAAUGCCGUUUAUAUCUCUAUCAGUGUGAUGUGAUUCAUCAAAAUUCUAUCCAAAUCUAAAUGAAAAUGAUAAACCUAAAAAGUAACUUCUAUUGUCAUUGUUAACUAUGUAAAAAUAGCCUACAUAAGGAGAAAAUAUCCUGAUGAAAAUAAAUAUCAUAAAUAUAUCAUAUUGGCUGCAACAAACUUGAAACAUUGUAUCAAGUAUUAACUUGGGUCUGCCCGAAACUCAAUAAAUGUAUCAAAUAUU
Molecule: messenger RNA, 7875 nt
Organism: Oncorhynchus keta (chum salmon)
Lineage: Eukaryota; Metazoa; Chordata; Actinopteri; Salmoniformes; Salmonidae
Exons: 32
Coding region: 475-4548 (1357 amino acids)
Biological process (GO): lipid transport; lipoprotein metabolic process
Cellular component (GO): extracellular region; membrane
Molecular function (GO): lipid binding
Source: RefSeq, a predicted model, not a curated record